This is a messenger RNA of Orbilia oligospora ATCC 24927, 369 nucleotides long. RefSeq lists its product as uncharacterized. The record is from RefSeq and is a predicted model, not a curated record. Bases 1 to 369 code for a protein of 122 amino acids. The transcript has 2 exons. Lineage: Eukaryota; Fungi; Ascomycota; Orbiliomycetes; Orbiliales; Orbiliaceae.
AUGUCCGACCCAACCCCCGACACCGAAGACGUUCCUCAAAAGCCCACAAACGCCGAAGACGCCAAAACCCUCAAGGCGCUUUCGAAUCUCGACACCCACAGUUCUCUCGAUGACUCCUCGACACCCAAUGCAUCCUCAAACAAUGCGACUGCUGAAGCUUUAGCAGCUGGGUUAUCCAGUCUUUCGGUCGGUACGGGGAAGACUGCUGAUGCUGGGGUUAAAAAGGUGGUUGUGAAGGUUGCGGCGGAGGAUGUAGCUGUUAUUGUCGAAGAAAUGGAAGUUUCGAAGGUGAAGGCUACGGAAUUACUAAGAGCGAAUGGCGCCGAUUUGAAGCAGACAUUAAAAGCGAUGAUUUCUCCGUCUGCAUGA